AUGGAUCCGAUCGCAAACCUUGUACUUGGAUUAACUUUGUUGAUAACAUUUAUUUGGCUGAGGAAAAGUCAACGAUUGAAAUUGACGGAACCGCCACUUGUACCUUAUAAAUAUCCAAUUAUUGGACAUACAAUUGAAUUUUAUACAGAAAACGAAACUCUUAUUAAAAAAUGUCGUGAAGAGUAUGGAGAAAUAUUUUCAUUAUACGUGUUUGGUAGAGUAAUAACUAUCGUAGGUAAAGAGCUUUGUACUGAAAUUUUCAAGAAUCAUGAAACGUUUGAUUUUGGAGAUGCGCACAGGGAUAUCUUUCCUAUAGAUGACUUUUUGUAUCGGCCACGAAAGUUUUUUCGAAAUGUAUCUGCAUCAACUCAGAUAAAAGUUUCAAAGGAAUUCAACUUAUAUACCGAACGAAUUCAAAGACAAUUAAUUAAAACUAUCGAUGAAUUAAUCGGUGAUGGAAAAGUAUUACAAUCUCCCUUAAAAUUCUUUCAAUAUACUAUUGCAAGACCAAUGGUCGCGGCAAUGGUUGGUGAGGAAUUGUGCGAUGAUGAAGAAUUGGUAAAUUCAUUUGCCUGCGCUACAAGCGAUCUCAUGACAUAUUUGUCAAUUCCACCUUUCCUAAAUUUUAUUCAUCCGGUAAUACAUAAGAAUUUCAUCAUAUGCGGUACUGGAGCGACAGCACGUGAUGCCAGAAAAACGCGGAAAGCCAGACUUUAUAACAAAUUUCACAGAGAAGUAAUUAAACGAAAGGUUGCUCCUAUAAUUGAGAAAAGAAUUAAUUAUAUGAAAAAACUAGGAGAUGCUUGUGUUCCUCAGGUUGAUAUGUUACAACAUUUCAUUAACGCUUUUCGCAAGGGUUACACGGUUGAUGUUGAUGUUGUAACAGAUUUUCUUAUUGUUAAUAUAUUUGCUUCUGUACAUAAUAUGUCCACGUUUCUAACUUUCGGCGUACAAGAAUUUGCAAAUCAUCCACAAUUUCAAAAAGAGUUGUUGGAUGAACAAGAGAAAUUAUAUGAUGGAAGUACUUUUAAUCUUGAUCAAAUCAAUAAAAAGCAGGAAUGGUUAAGGUUGGCGAUG
Molecule: messenger RNA, 1077 nt
Organism: Funneliformis caledonium
Lineage: Eukaryota; Fungi; Glomeromycota; Glomeromycetes; Glomerales; Glomeraceae
Source: the annotation of a GenBank genome assembly